Molecule: messenger RNA, 2669 nt
Organism: Prorocentrum cordatum
Lineage: Eukaryota; Dinophyceae; Prorocentrales; Prorocentraceae
Source: the annotation of a GenBank genome assembly
AUGGCGCGCGGCGCGCGUGAGCCCGGCCUCGGGGGCUGGCCGAUGCGCGAUGGCAGGGCCGUCGAGGAGAUGGAGCGGCGCGUCGAGGAGCUCCGGCGGGAGACCGAGGCGCUUCGGGCCCAGGGCGACCGCCAGCACCCCGGCGCCGCCCCGGAGGGCAGGCCCGGCGCCGCGCCCGCGGAGGUCUCCGCGCUGGCCGAGCGGCAGGCCUCGCUGGAGCAGCUGCUCGAGGAGACGAACGCGAGCCACAGGCAGCUCUACGACGACCAGUACUCGAAGGCGGUGAAGCUGCAGAGCCGGCUGGACUCGGCGAUCGAGUCGCAGAACGAGAGGCUCGACCAGAUGGACUUCUCCCACGACGAGUGGAGGGGCGUGUUCGAGCAGUAUGGCGAGCGGAUGCUCGCCCUCGAGAGGAGGGUGGAGGACGGCGAGCGGGGGCGCUCCGGCAGCGGCGCUCCGGCGAACGGCAGCGAGGCCGCCGAGGCGCACGCCGCCCGAGGAGACGCGCUGGAGCGGCGGCUGGGCGCCCUGGAGCGGCGGGCGCAGGAGGCCCCCGAGCAGCCCGGCGCCUGGGCCGGCGCCCUGGCCGCCAAGGGCGAGGUGCUGGAGAGGCGCCUGGACGGCGUGGAGCGGAGGCUGCAGGACGCCUUCGAGCAGGAGCUCAGCUCCCGCACGGAGCGGAGCGAAGCGCUCGAGAGGCGCGCGGAGGCGUUCGAGCUGCGCGCCCAGGAGUCCCUGGACCGCGAGGGCAAGGCGCUCGAGCGGCGCCUGGAGGCCUCGGACCGCAGGAUCCAGGAGGCGCUCGAACAGGAGGCGGCCGCCCUGGGCGAGCGAGGGAGGGCGCUCGACAAGCGCAUGGCGGCACUCGAGGGCCGAGUUCAGGAGACGCUCCAGGAGAGGGCCGCUGGGUCGCUGGUGCCCGACGCCGGCGCGCUGGGCGCGCGGCUGACCUCGCUGGAGAGGCGGAUGGAGGAGGUGCCCGACGCUGGCGCGCUGGGUGCACGGCUGACCUCGCUCCAGCGGCGGCUGGACGAGGCGCCCGACGCCAGUGCGCUGGGCACUCGGCUAGCUACUCUGGAACGGCGGGUGGAGGAGACGCUCCAGGAGAGGGUUGUUGUGCCAUCGGCGCCCGACGCUGGCGCGCUGGGCGUACGGCUAGCCUCGCUGGAGAGGCGGAUGGAGGAGGCGCCCGACGCUGGCGCGCUCGGCGCGCGGCUGACCUCGUUGGAGCGGCGCGCGGAGGAGGCGCCAGACGCCGGCGCGCUGGGCGCGCGGCUGACCUCGCUGGAGAGGCGGAUGGAGGAGGCGCCCGACGCUGGCGCGCUGGGCACCCGGCUGACCUCGCUCCAGCGGCGGCUGGACGAGGCGCCCGACGCCAGUGCGCUGGGCACCCGGCUGGCCACCUUGGAGCGGCGGGUGGAGGAGACGCUCCAGGAGAGGGCCGCUGAGGCACCCGCGCCCGACGCCAGCGCGCUGGGCGCGCGGUUGGCCUCGCUGGAGCGGCGGGUGGAGCUGGGCGGGGAAGCGCAGAGCUCGGAGGCCUGCCGGCUGCGCGGGCGCCUGGACGCCGCCCUGGAGGAGCUGGGCGAGAGGCUGGACCGCCUCGGAGGGGCGCAGGACAGGUGGCGGAGCACCCUGCAGCUGCACGGCGACCGGCUGAGCGCGGUCGAGCUCCUCGGCGAGCGCCCGGCCGCGGCCGGGGGGCGCAGCGCAGAGGAUGGCCCAGUCGGCGAGCGCCUGAGCGCCCUCGAGCACCUUGUCGAGGAUUGCGAUACGAGGCAGAGGCGGCUUUUCGACGAGCAGAUGGCGCUCUCCGGGCGGGCUCUGGAGCUCAUCACGCAGGAGCAGGGUCUGCGAGAGGCGCAGGUCGCCAGUCUGGAGAGGACCGUCGCCCAGCUGGAGUGCCAUCCAGAGAGAUCGCUGGCAGCCUCUCUGGCAGCAUCCGCGGGCUGGAGGAGAUCAGCGGCGGCCUGCAGCAGCUGGAGGGCCAGGUGGCCCGCGCGCUGGGCGGCGCCGCCCGCGUGCGCGCGGGCGGCAGUCCGGCGCAGGACUUGCACUACCUCCACUCCGAGGUCGACGAGCUCCGGCAGCGGGCGGGGUGCUUCGACGAGGAGAUCGCGCGCUCCAUGCACGAGGGCAUCCGCCGCGCGGAGGAGCGGCUGGCCUGCGCGCUCGGCGCCCCCGGGGGCCGCAGGGAGGACGCCGAGCCCUCGCGCCUGCACGACGAGCUCGCCGGGCGCGUGGACCUGGCCGCGGCGGACCUCCGUCGGCAGGUGGACGCGCGCGUGGCCUCCGCGGAGGCGUACGUGAGGGCGACCGAGUCGGGCCUUGGCAGGGAGUUCACGAGGCACAUGGCGGAGCUCUCCGAGCGGGUGGGCAGGCUCGAGGGCAUCGCGGACUUUGGCACGGCGGCGCGCUGCGCCGAGGCGGAGCCGCUCGAGGUGGGGCGCUCGCGCCAGGGGUCUCGCCCUCGAGGUUUUCGGAGCGGUUGCCCUAUAGUCAUGGCGGUCCUCGGCGGAAGGCGGCGGAAGUCAGAGGAGGCUGCCGCCGCUGGCGAAAGGCCGGCGGAAGGUGAUCGUUGUCUUAUUCGUUGGUUUGCCGAUCGGCGCGGGCCCUCGCACCCCCACCUCUCAAGCAGUGACGAGGCGUCCUGGCUUGCCUAUCGGCCC